GUGGUGUGGGUGUUGAACCCGGCGCCAGGAGGGAUGGUGACUAGAGGGGUUGGGAAUUUAUAUACCUGGCGCUCCCGGCACCGUGUGCGCGAGUCGAUGAUCUGUAGAUACGACGGAACGGCGCAUAGAAAGAAAGUUUCUGGCGAAGAGAAUUGGGGCGCCGAAAGACGACUGAUAUCUCCUGCUGUGACGACGACAGGGUUUGGCGCUGAUCGACGGGACGAAAUCAUAUUGUGUGCGCCACCAGGAAGAAGAAAGACGAACUGCUGGGUGGCUCACCGCCAUAUUGAGAAUAUCCUGUAUUCGAGCAAAAAAUAUCAUAUACGCACCACAACCUAUACCAUAUACCAUAUAACACCAACCUCACCCAUACCACUCACUCAACCUCGAUAAUGCCCCUCCUUGCAACACCCCUCCCUUCUCCCGAGCGCACGACCCGCGCCGACUCCCUAUCAAAACGGACCACCAUGUCCACCCUCACCACCACAACCUCACAAACUCCUAUGCUCCCGGCUCUUCCCCCGCGCUCCUCGCUCCGCGCAUCCCGCCUGUUCGAGUUCACAGACCUCACCUCACUGACGGCUCUCUCACCCCCUCCCCGCCCUGCGCCUACGACGACACAGCUUAGUCCAGCGAGCACACCAGAGUUAUCACCUUCAAAUCCAUACGAGACAUAUCUCUCCUCCGCCUCGUCCGAAGAAGACGAGGACGAGAGCGACGGGUCAACCUCUGACUCCGAUGCCGAAUCCGAACCCGCCUUCAUAGCUGAGGCCGUAGCGCGCGCCCCCAUCAAGACAGCACACCCCGAACCCUCAUCAGAAGGACCACAAACCCACUCCCGCCACUCCAGCCAACCCGACGUCGCCCGCGCCAUCGAGCUCGUCGCCGUCGGUCCAGCAACUCUAAUUCUCAUCCCGCAACCGCGCCCGCUCUCCGCCCCCCGCCGCGCCUCAACAACAAGCGCCCUCACCUCGCGCUCCUCCUUCCUCCCCCCCAUCUCCACCACCUCACCACCAUCAGCCCGCCGCCCAACGCCGCUCCGCCUCUCCACGGCCCCCGCUCCCCGCUUUCCCUCCCUCUUCCCCUCCGUCUCCUCCCCCUCCCUUCCUUUCCUCGAAACAGACCCCUUCUCUGCCUCCUCCCCCGGCAUGACCGCUUCCCCCGCCCCGCUAUCGCCAGCACUAAGCACAACCUCCACCUCCCGCGAUGGCCUGAAACAGCGCCUCGGCGACGUGCGUCGCGGCCUCGUCAAGGGCGCUGAAGCUGCUGCUGCUGCGGCUGCGAAGGGGAGACGUAGGCCCAGUAUGGGACGGUUGGGGUUUAGUGGGUGGAAAGCCGAUGAGGAACGUGAGCGCGAGCGCGAGCGUGGGGGUAGCGUGACGCCGGUUUCGGCGCUACAGCAGGAGGAGAUGGCAGCGUCGAUUAGGGGGAGGAGAGGGAGCGAUACAGCUUCUAUCCGGAGCACACGCAGUGUCCGACGGGCUGACACACCGCCUCAACUUACACCAUUAUCGCAGCGCGCGAGUACCCUACCACAACCACAGGCGUACACGCGCCCUAUCUCGCAACGUCCGCCGUCUCAGCUAGGAGCUAGUCACCGCUCGUCCUCACAGCUCAGUCUGCGCCCGGCGUCGCAGCUGGGGCUGGGACUGCAGCAGCAGGCGGGGGUGAGGUAUGAGGAUAUCAUGCGGGCGGCGAAGGAGAAGGCGAGGACGACGGCGCCGGAUUAUGCGCCGCCGCCGCCGCCGCCGCCACAGGAGGAAGAGAAGCAGGUGCCGAAGUUGGGGAGGAGGAAGAGUGGGGUUUUUGGGGCGAUGGGGAUGGGGAUUGGGGGGAGGAGGAAGAGUAUUAGGCUUUGAGCGUGCGGUAUGUGUUGAGCUUGUGGGGUUGUUACCCCUUUUUUGCUUUUUGCUUUUGGGUUUUGGGUUUUUUUCCCCGGGUGUUUGAGCGUCUUCUUUUGACUUGUUUUUUGAAAAGGGGGGUUUCUUUGGGCGGGCGUUUGGGGGGGUGGUUGCAUUUGUCUUUUGGGUCGAUUUGGGACGAGGGGAUAAUGUAUAUUUGAUGGAUGAUGGAUGGGAGGAUGAGUGUGUAUUAUGAAUCAGCGAAGGGAUGCCUGGAUGAGGAUGAGAGGGGUAAUGUAAUAUAGUAUAGUACAUGCAUAGCAUAGCAUCGCAUCGCAU
Molecule: messenger RNA, 2180 nt
Organism: Pseudogymnoascus verrucosus
Lineage: Eukaryota; Fungi; Ascomycota; Leotiomycetes; Thelebolales; Thelebolaceae
Exons: 1
Coding region: 393-1859 (488 amino acids)
Source: RefSeq, a predicted model, not a curated record